Messenger RNA from Anguilla anguilla (European eel), 5041 nucleotides. It is a transcript of the gene slc7a3b, whose product is annotated as solute carrier family 7 member 3b. Gene Ontology annotation, biological process: transmembrane transport; amino acid transport. Gene Ontology annotation, cellular component: plasma membrane. The coding region runs from base 398 to 2338 and encodes 646 amino acids. The transcript is spliced from 12 exons. NCBI's taxonomy places the organism in Eukaryota, Metazoa, Chordata, Actinopteri, Anguilliformes, Anguillidae. The record is from RefSeq and is a predicted model, not a curated record. Gene Ontology annotation, molecular function: amino acid transmembrane transporter activity.
CUGUUGCAAAUACCUUCACUUGAGACUAUAGUUUGGUUACUGUACCACAACAAACCCUCAGCCUCCUGCCUUGACGCACCUGCAUGGUUACCAAAUUUGGUAAUGUUUUCCGGCAGUGUCCUGUGACAAGGUUCUCGAGUAAGCUCUGAGUGAAUCAAACUGCAACGCCGCGCUCGGGUGACUCUAGUAGUACGCUAACAUUCAAAGCAUCGCUUUCUGCCUAUACUUGUGAAACAUAAAUUGACUGGAUUCCUCGUUCGCCAGAAGCUGAGAAGGUCAUUUGGCAUUGGCAGUCCAACAUUGCACUGACGUAACAAGCUACCAACAGGGAACCCAACGAGCCUUCCUCUCUCCGCUCUCUCCCACGCUCCCCCCGCGUGCCACGCCCGCACCCGCCAUGGCCGGUAAAAAGUUGGCGUCCUUCGGCAAGGCCCUGCUGCGCCGCCGGGCUCUGGACUGCUCCCAGGAGGAGUCGCGGUUCGCCCGCUGCCUGUCCACGCUGGACCUCAUCGCCCUGGGCGUGGGGGCCACCCUUGGGGCCGGGGUGUACGUGCUGGCGGGCGAGGUGGCCCGCGAGAAGGCGGGGCCCGCCAUCGUGCUCUGCUUCCUGGUCGCCGCCCUCUCCUCCGUGCUGGCGGGCCUGUGCUACGCCGAGUUUGGCGCCCGCGUCCCCAAGACCGGCUCCGCCUACCUGUACAGCUACGUCACGGUAGGCGAGAUCUGGGCCUUCAUCACCGGCUGGAACCUCAUCCUCUCCUAUGUCAUUGGCACAGCCAGUGUGGCGCGAGCCUGGAGCUCCACCUUCGAUAACCUGGUGGAGCAGAAGAUCUCCAGCUUCUUCAAGGCCUCCAUGGCGAUGCAGGUUCCUGGGGGGGUUCUGGCCGAAUACCCAGACCUCUUCGCCCUCAUCUUGAUCAUGCUGCUUACCGGCCUGCUGGCUUUCGGGGUGAACGAGUCCGCGCUGGUCAACAAGAUCUUCACCGGGAUCAACCUGGUGGUCCUGGGGUUCGUCAUCAUCUCGGGCUUUGUGAAGGGGGACACCCGCAACUGGGCGCUCACCGUGGAGGACUUCUGCAACCGCACCAACAUCACCGCGCCAGAGUCGAUAGAGGAGAUGUUUGGCUCGGGCGGGUUCGCGCCGUUUGGGUUCAGCGGGAUUCUGUCCGGCGCGGCGACCUGCUUCUAUGCUUUUGUGGGUUUCGACUGCAUCGCCACCACAAGCGAGGAGGCCAAGAACCCCAUGCGCUCCAUCCCCAUCGGCAUCGUGGUGUCCCUGCUCAUCUGCUUCUUCGCCUAUUUCGGCGUGUCCGCCGCCCUCACCCUCAUGAUGCCGUACUACAUCCUGAACACCCAGAGCCCUCUGCCCGAGGCCUUCAGCUACGUGGGCUGGGGUCCCGCCCGCUACAUCGUGGCCGUGGGGUCGCUGUGUGCUCUCUCCACCAGUCUGCUGGGAUCCAUGUUCCCCAUGCCCCGGGUCAUCUACGCCAUGGCGGAGGACGGCCUGCUCUUCCGCUUCCUGUCCCGAAUCAACCAGAGGACCAAGACCCCCCUGUUGGCCACCAUCGUCUCUGGCUGCGUGGCAGCUCUCAUGGCCUUCUUAUUUGACCUUGCCGCACUGGUGGACCUAAUGUCGAUUGGGACCCUGCUGGCGUACACUCUGGUGGCUGUGUGUGUGCUGAUCCUGAGGUACCAGCCGGGCAGCCUGAGCUCCUCCGACGGCAGCGGGAAGCUGGAGAACGUGGCGGGGGCGGAGAAGAUGGCCAUGACGGAGGGGGACAGCGGGGACGAGUACGGCCCGGAGCUGGAGACGCGGCCGCUGAAGGAGCGCUUCUCCUUCAGGCUGCUGCUCUCGCCCAGCUGCGACUCCCCCACCAAGACCUCCGGGACCAUCGUCUACAUCACCACCGCUGUCAUCUCUGUGCUGUUCACGCUGCUCUGCGUGGUGCUGGCGGUGUGGGGCCCGGAGGUGGUGGAGGGCCAGCCGCUCUGGGUGACCCUGUGCGGCCUGCUCACUCUGCUCUCCGCGGUCUGCCUGCUCAUCAUCUGGAGACAGCCCGAGAGCAAGGAGGAGCUCACCUUCAAGGUGCCCCUCCUCCCUGUGCUGCCAUUGGUCAGCAUUUUCGUCAACGUCUACCUCAUGAUGCAGCUGGACCUGGGCACUUGGUGUCGUUUUGCCGUGUGGAUGGUUGUGGGGUUCUUCAUUUACUUCGCCUACGGGGUGCGGAACAGCUCGGAGGCCGCAAACGGGUCCUCCCAGAAAUUCGAGCCCGCCCUCAGAGCCAAGAGCCCCAUUUACCUGGCGGGGGAGGACAGCGAGGCCGAGGCCAUGGCGCCCUGAGGGAGGGGGGCGGGGUGGGGAACGCACCCCCACCCCCCACCCCCGUCCGUCCGUCCGUCAUUUCCUGUUACAGCAUCGCACUUCCUGAAUCACCUGCGAAACAUGAGACUCAUCAGCAUCACCUCGCCACUUUUCUGAAGCCUUCUCUGUAAAUGUUUAUCUCUGUCAGACCCGACAGGUUGUGUGAAGCUGACUUAUGGGGCUGAUACCAGUAACAUUUCUCAUGUGCCCCACACCCCCACCCCAAAGAUGUUUAAGAACUGAGUAUUAACAAACCUAGCUCUGUUGGAAGCGCAGAUCAACAGUUAGUACACUUUAGUGUAUUUGCCAAUGUUCUUUGCAAGUAGUUAUGAAGCGUACAAAUUCAGUAACAACAUCCUCUCAGGAUGUCACAGAGAUGUAUUUCCUUUUUUCUUCAGCAUUCGCGUCGAUCGAAAAGAGGGAACUUGGUCGCUUAGACAAAAAAGAAACUUACAGUAUCUUCAGCCCGUGCUGCACACACGCGGUUGCCACGGUUGCCGGUUCUCUCCGCUUAUUGGCCGUGGCCGAGACAGAACCGCUGGGCUGCAAUGUCCGCUGCUGUCUGCCGGGACCAGUCUGGUAUAAACAGGGUAUCGCUGCGUCUUUCUCACCCACUGUGUCACUGCAUUGUCCUCAUUGAUUGUAAUGGCUGACCACAUGCUCCAGCAGAAUCCAGGAGGAGAUCUCUAGCAUACAAGAGAUCUGACUCCCCUAGGGCCUAGUCCCUGUACUUCAUACUGUGUGAGGAUGUGAAGUUGACAAUCUUUGACCCAAGUGAAGGUCAUCUUUCUUGUAUUGUGAUGAGUGCUUCUAUUCAGGAGUAACUGCUUUAUGUUUAUCCUGAUGUAUUUAAGCAGUCCUUACUCAUAUAGACAUACGUCCACAUAUUUUUGUUAAAUACGUCAAUAUAUAGGUCAGAAAAAAAGUGGACAUCUAUAUAAUUUCUGAUAUUGAAGAAUGAAACAUAAUAUUCCCCCAUAUGGACGAGCCCAUAAUUAUUUUUUACUUGAGUUCUUAAUUGUGCCGUAAAUGGACCUGGGUUGGUAGAGAAGCCAAGAGAGGCAAUAUAUAUGAAUUUAUUUUGUGCCUUGACAGAUAGUCAUUACAAAUAUCAAGUAAAUUUAUUCCCAACACUAGUGCACUUUCAAACGGAUGAAACUGCCUGGUCUGAUGUUUGGGAUUCUUAACCGAUGCAUUUGGGAGUGUUUCAUCAGUUUUUUUAAUGCCUUUGGACAUUGGAGUUACUUGAGAUGAGUAUGAAUGUCCUAUACAGAUAUAAAUGUUCUUGUUCUAUCAUAGUAUUUCUCUGUCCUGGUCAUUGAAACCCCCUGACUGAGCUUGUAAUUAAAUCUUGAUCUGAAUUUUGUGAAAUCGAUCUCUGCCGUUACAAGUCUUCUGUUGAUUCAUUUGAGCCAGACAAGUUCUAGUUUCCCUGCGGGAGUGGGGGUGUUGAUGAAGGGAGGUGGGGUUUGCCUACGUUGUCUUCGUCUUGGCACCAAAAGUUUUUUUUUUUUUUCUUUCCCCUCCCCAAAGAGUAUAUUCAUAUUCUGGAGACUGCCGCAUAGGGGAGUGCUUGUAGGAAAAUAAAUAUUUUGUAUAUUCCAGUCCUUUUAGUUUUUGGCUUAGCCUGUCAUUUGAGCCUCCAAACCGCACUAAAAUUAGAAGUGCGAUUGGUGGCUUGGCAACUAUUUCAGUAGCAUUUUUCCAGACAGAUUUCUCAAAGACAGCAGUUUAAAGUUAAUUAAAGACGGUUAGGAGAGGCUAUAACGGCUAGCUUCUGUUGAGAUGACAUGCUUGAAGCUUUAAACUUCACUCAGCUUUGAAGACACUUGUGGUGUCAAAUUGCACGAUAAUUUCACUCAUUCUCUUCCUGCCCUCAGCCCCGAGAAUGCUCAUUCUUCUUCUCUUUUCUGUCUUUUGUAAUCAGUAUUUUAGUCUCCUAUUUUUCUAAGUGUACAUAAACAUGUACAUAUGUGCAUCAAUUUUUUUUAAUAUUUAAUUUUUUUUUUCAUUCAUUUGUUCCUUGCACCAUCAGGUGUAACUAGCAUUUUUGUGAAUAUGUUUUUGAGCUUUUUAAUUGUAAGGCAAAGAUUAAAAAUGUAUUAUUCUUACAGCUUUGAGCCCUGGAUUGAGGUGCCUUGUAUAGCAAAGCGAAAGCCCAGCUCUGUUACACUACUGAAGUCCUGGAAGGACCUUACAAAGCAUAGGAUGAUGUAGUUACAUGUCUUUCUUACAGUGUCACCAGUAUGGCCAAGCCCUUGUGUCAUGGUGUGCUCUUAUGUCUUCUUGCAACUGAAAAAAACCAGCACUUAAGUGUUCUUAAUGUUGUUACAUAUCCAUAUAUAUUCGCUUAUUUAUGUAUAUGUCAUGUUGAUUCUGUGUUUCUGUUCUGUAAAUACAGUAUGUGUUAUGUCUAUUUGAACUUUUAAAUUAAGUGUAUUUCAAAUAAAAUUAUUUAGUUUUACAUGAUAUAUAACCUUGUCUCUCCUAAAAAUAAAAAAGGUUUUUUAAUGAAACCAAUUCAAUUCUAUGUGGGUUUCAUUUUCUAUUGUAAUAUUUUGCAUAUGUGAAUGUCAUGUUAAUUUGAUAUGUAAUCACUUGGUAUCUGUAUUAUACAGCGGAAGAUUUGACCCUGGAGAAUUCUGUGGUGUUGAAAUAUUGAAAUUAAAACCAUUUAUUACA